AUGAGUAGGAACGUCGAUAAAGCUAACUCUGUUUUGGCACGUAUUCAGGAACUUCAGGCAGAGGAAAACUCUAAUUAUAAAAAUUAUUCUCGCUACAAAAGACCAAAAUCCCCAUACAAAAUUCAGAGCUUACAAGAAUGUUACAACUGGAGAAGAGAAAUCAAUAGAGAUCUUGAUCAAGUGUAUACCAAAUUAUUCGAUCUUUCCAUUAACAGUACACAAAUCAAAGAACUCGUCGCUAAGUAUAAUGUUUUAUUACAAGAACUUAAACUUUGGGAUAAGCACAUAGUCAAGGACUUGCAUGGACAACCAAGCAGGAGAAAAUAUAAUAAUAAAAAAGUGCUGAGGUUCGAGGGGCAAAUAUAUGUCGGUAGAGGUCUAGAGUUGAUUAAAGACAAGAUGCUGCCAAAAAAUGGGCCAGAUAAUAACACGAAUCAAAAACUUUUUCGUAAAAAAAUACGCGUUGACAACCGAUAUUAUAAUUUCAAAGAUAUGAAGCACGAUAUAUUCAGCCAGCCUGUCCCGAAAACUCCCCAAUUUAGUAUUCCUACUAGGCAAGACAUAGAAUCAUGGUUAGUUGAAAAACGUAAAGGUAAGCUAAAGGCAAUUAUAUACGAAAAUUCUACAUAG
This is a messenger RNA of Saccharomycodes ludwigii, 630 nucleotides long. RefSeq names its product Isy1p (gene ISY1). Gene Ontology annotation, cellular component: Prp19 complex; catalytic step 2 spliceosome; post-spliceosomal complex. The record is from RefSeq and is a predicted model, not a curated record. Gene Ontology annotation, biological process: generation of catalytic spliceosome for second transesterification step; mRNA 3'-splice site recognition. The transcript has a single exon. The coding region runs from base 1 to 630 and encodes 209 amino acids. NCBI's taxonomy places the organism in Eukaryota, Fungi, Ascomycota, Saccharomycetes, Saccharomycodales, Saccharomycodaceae.